This is a messenger RNA of Betta splendens (Siamese fighting fish), 2129 nucleotides long. Its product is annotated as RING finger protein 222. The coding region runs from base 237 to 824 and encodes 195 amino acids. The transcript has a single exon. The record is from RefSeq and is a predicted model, not a curated record. NCBI's taxonomy places the organism in Eukaryota, Metazoa, Chordata, Actinopteri, Anabantiformes, Osphronemidae.
GAAGAUGAAAUGUGAACCAGCUUGUCCUCCAACAAUACAGCGGCUGCAGCCACAGGUGGCAGGCCCUGUUUUACAAGGUGCCGCUCUCGCCUCCACCCACAGGCGCGUUGACAGUCACGAGCCGAGGGAACAGAAGUUAGAGAUGACUUCACUACAUUUACCAAGGACUUUGCCUCUACUCUAAACUCUUUCGCUAACAGUCUCUCUGCUUCGUUUUAUUUAUCUAUUUCUAUUCCAUGGCAUUUCACAAAGAUGACUCUCAGGAGGACGCGCGCGAGUGUCCAGUGUGUUACGAGAGUCUGUCGGGCAUUGAGAGGACUCUGAGCUGUGGACAUGUUUUCUGCCACGACUGCCUGGUAAAAACGCUAGUGACCGUCAACGGGGAUGGGAACGCCAAAGGCACGAUCACCUGCCCGGUCUGCAGGCACCUCACGUUCAUCAAGAAGCAAAAGAAAGCGGGUGCGAGCAAAGAUGCCCGUCAGGUGCAGACCCUGGCGGUGCCUCUGCCUCUGCGCCACCGCGACCCCGGGGCCACGCGAACCGGGGGGUUUAACGGGAUUGCCGGUUGCUUUCGGCGCAUGUGCGAACGAUUCCACCGACAGCGGCUGAUCAGCCCCAACGUGUCUCAGAUCUUUAUCAUAAGCGCCCGAGGCCGACCCAUGGCCGAGGAGGAUGCGCUCAGCGGUGGGAUGACCGUCGUAGCGCCGCAGCGCAGGCGAAGGCGCAGGAUUUGCACGACCGCGCGGUGUCUGAUCUUUUUGCUGUCGACGUUCACGUUGGUGGCGCUGGUGGCUGCGACGUUACCCUGGAUUUUGUUGGCGUAGCCCCGCGGCGUGACUGUGGAUUCUGAAGUGCCAUUCGGGAGAGAUGAACUGAUCUUUAUAGGAAACCGAACAUCACUAAGGAAACAAGCAUCGGCUGGACUGUAAAGUGUGUGAGGCAGCUAGAAGCAAAAAUGAUCUGAGUCUCUUCUCUCUCCACAAUGAAAUGACUUAAUCUGUGUUCAACAUGGUCAUAAUCUAUUUCAAAGAUGAUCAGAUCAUUGUUGUGUCAUUGCACACUUUCACAGCAGACACUAAAUAUAUGGGUGAAAUAAAAGCCUUCUAGCUCCAUCCCACCUUCAGGACUGUUUAUAUCUGCUUCUGUAACACAUUUCAUAAAGUGAGUGAAUAACGAUAACGAAUACUGUUUUAACAUGACAGCUAACAUCAGUUUUUUUCUCUUCUUCCUAUAUCAAAAACAUUAUUUGUUUUGUCCUAUAUACAUGUGGAUGUGAUGGAAAAGCACCAGCAACACAUUUACAGCUCUGAUACUGUAAACAGAGACAUCAUUAACGCUUUCAGACAGGAAUAAUUUAUGCACCCAGGCCAGUCUGAAGAUCGAUUAUAGAGAUGGACUGAGCCUGGUAGAUUGAUGUAAGGAGAUACGUUGCUGGACUGUAGCAUUAGAUUACUGCUUAGGAGUGGAGAUGGUGACAGAGCGGCGUGCCCUGGGUUCACUUAGGUAGAGUGAGAAAAACAAGGUCACGCCGCUGAUUUCUCCGAACCAAGUUAGGCGUCGCAGCGUUGGUGAAGUCGCAGCGCAUUCAGCCGUCGCGUGUGUUCAUAACAGCCCAACGACUGGUUCUUCCUAUGGGCUUGAUCGGUAUCAGCGACAUCCCGACAAAUGAGAACACUCCUAGUUUCCCUAUGUAGCAAGCUGUCAGUCAUCCUGCUGGUCCAGUUGUACUGGUUACACGCUCGAAAGAGGGCCCGGUUUUUAGUCUCAGUGCCAGAGACGCAGAAUGACAAUGAUUUCUUUGACGAGUCAGACUUUUUAGUCAGGUUAAUGGCAUGAGACACUGUUACGUUGUUUUCAGUUGAAAGAUUGUAAAAUAUUUCUUCAGCGGGUGCUUAUUCUCAUUGACAGAGUUGAGAGUGAACCAGCUGUUCAUAUGUUUCAAAUAAUGGUAAAUGAAUUAUAUGUAUUAUAUUGUUAUUGUAGUCUGAUUAAUAUUGUCUGGAGGAACAAUAUGUCAUUAUCUAUAAGAAAUAUGUAUCCCUGUAUUAUUUACCUCCAAACUGUUCACUUCGCAUCAUCGUCUGUGUUCUUCUCUGUAAAACAGACAUUGAACGCAAACUGAAAUGAAA